AGCAGACUCCAUUCUGACCUCUUCUAAAGCAUCCCAAGCUAGCUCGAAGUAUCACUCACCUGCCUAGCUAGUUACCAACGAGCUGCCUGCAACCAAAUCAACGACCAAUGGCGACCACCGUCGAUUACAACCGUCAGGCGUCCACGCACCCAUGGCCAAGCAAUGCGCAGCCCAACAACAAGCUCACCUUCGACCUCUUCUCCUCCAACUCCGGCGGCAACCACCGCGAGUACUCCGACUCCGACGACGAAGACAACAUCCCCCCGGACUGGCGAUCCCUCUACCGCCCACGCCUCGAGGUGGACCCGCCCGUCAGAGACCCGCGAGAUGAGGCGACCUCUGACGCGUGGGUCCGGCGCCACCCGGCCUUAGUCCGGCUCACCGGCAAGCACCCGUUCAACUCAGAGCCGCCUCUCCCCAGGCUCAUGUCCCACGGCUUCAUCACCCCGGCGCCGCUCCACUACGUGCGCAACCACGGCGCCGUGCCCAAGGCCGACUGGGCCACAUGGACGGUCGAGAUCACGGGGCUCGUCAAGCGGCCCAUGAAGCUCACCAUGGAGCAGCUGGCGACGGAGUUCGAGGCCGUGGAGUUCCCCGUGACGCUGGUGUGCGCGGGGAACCGGCGCAAGGAGCAGAACAUGGUGCGCCAGUCCGUGGGCUUCAACUGGGGGCCCGGCGCCGUGUCGACCUCCGUGUGGCGCGGGGCCAGGCUCCGCGACGUGCUCCGCCGGUGCGGCGUCAUGGGCCGCUCGGGGGACUCGGGGGCCCAUAACGUGUGCUUUGAAGGUGCCGAGGAUCUCCCCGGAGGCGGCGGGUGCAAGUACGGCACGAGCCUCCGUAGGGCCGUGGCCAUGGACCCGGCCCGGGAUGUCAUCCUUGCCUACAUGCAGAACGGCGAGCCGCUGGCCCCCGACCAUGGGUUCCCCGUGCGGGUCAUCGUGCCGGGGUUCAUCGGGGGGAGAAUGGUCAAGUGGCUCAAGCGCAUCGUUGUGGCCUGUAACGAGUCUGAGAGCUACUACCAUUAUCGGGACAACCGCGUGCUCCCGUCCCACGUCGACGCCGAGCUCGCCAAUGCCGAAGCUUGGUGGUACAAGCCGGAGUGCAUGAUCAACGAGCUCAACAUCAACUCGGUGAUCGCCACGCCGGGGCACGACGAGGUGCUGCCCAUCAACGCGCUCACGACGCAGAAGCCGUAUACGAUGAAGGGAUACGCCUACUCCGGUGGUGGACGGAAGGUAACACGGGUGGAGGUGACCCUGGACGGCGGCGAGACGUGGCAGGUGUGCGCGCUGGAGCACCCGGAGCGGCCAACAAAAUACGGCAAGUACUGGUGCUGGUGUUUCUGGUCAGUAGAAGUGGAGGUGCUGGAACUUCUAGGAGCCAAGGAGAUGGCCGUCCGGGCCUGGGACGAGGCCAUGAACACCCAACCCGAGAAGCUCAUCUGGAACCUGAUGGGCAUGAUGAACAACUGCUGGUUCCGGGUCAAGAUCAACGUGUGCCGCCCGCACAAGGGCGAGAUCGGGCUGGUGUUCGAGCACCCGACGCAGCCCGGCAACCAGCCGGGCGGCUGGAUGGCGCGGCAGAAGCACAUGGACACUUCCACCUCCGAGACCUCCCAGGGCACUCUCAAGCGGAGCACUUCCACGCCAUUCAUGGCCGUGGCAGCCGCAAACUCGCGGUACUACGCCAUGUCCGAGGUGCGCCGGCACGCGUCCAGGGAGUCGGCGUGGAUCGUGGUGCACGGGCACGUGUACGACUGCACGGGGUUCCUCAAGGACCACCCCGGCGGCGCCGACAGCAUCCUCAUCAACGCCGGCACCGACUGCACCGAGGAGUUCGACGCCAUCCACUCCGCCAAGGCCCGGGGCCUCCUCGAGAUGUACCGCGUCGGCGAGCUCAUCGCCACGGGUGCCGAUUACAGCUCGCCCCAGAGCAGCCAUGCCGACCUCAAUGCCAUCGCCGAACCCCCCCCAACAGUAGUACCCCAGCAAGUAAUCAUCUCGAGUUCCAGUAGUAGUGCCGUGGCGCUGGCGAACCCGAGGGAGAAAGUGCGGUGCAAGCUCGUGGGGAAGAAGAGCGUGUCCCGCAACGUGCGCCUGUUCCGGCUCGCGCUGCCGUCGCCGGACCAGAAGCUCGGGCUCCCCGUCGGAAAACACGUGUACGUGUGCGCGACGACCGGCGGCAAGCUCUGCAUGCGCGCGUACACGCCGACGAGCUCCCCGGAGGAAUCCGGACACGUGGAGCUGUUGAUCAAGAUAUACUUCAAGGGGGAGGACCCAAAGUUCCCGGGCGGCGGGCUCAUGUCGCAGCACCUGGAGUCGCUGCCGCUCGGCGCCUGCGUCGACAUCAAGGGGCCCGUGGGCCACAUCGAGUACUUGGGCCGCGGGGAAUUCGUGGUCGGCGGAGAGCGGAGAGUCGCGCGGCGGCUCGCCAUGGUGGCCGGAGGGACCGGGAUCACGCCGGUGUACCAGGUGAUCCAGGCCGUGCUUGGGGACGAAGAGGACGGCACGGAGAUGCACUUGGUGUACGCGAACCGGACGGAGGAUGACAUGCUGUUAAGGGAGGAGAUCGACCGGUGGGCUGCCGAGCACCCGGGGAGGCUCAAGGUGUGGUACGUGGUGAGCAAUGUGGCGCGGCCGGAGGACUCGUGGGAGUACGGCGUGGGGAGGGUGGACGAGCGCGUGCUCAGGGAGCAUUUGCCGUUGGGUGGCGAUGGCGAGACGCUCGCGCUUGUCUGUGGGCCGCCGGCGAUGAUCGAGUGCACGGUAAGGCCGGCGUUAGAGAAGAUGGGGUAUGACCUCGACAAGUCCUGCCUCGUCUUCUGAGCAAGUACGUGGUGAGCAAUGUGGGCGCUUAGCGUGGUGCUGAGUGAUGUGGGUCGGAAUUCUCUCGAGUUCCCCUGUACAUACUAGUAUUAGUGAAGUGAGUAUCGAUCGGGUGGUGGACGGCCAAAUUGGCCGUGCCGAGAUCGAGAUGUACGAAAUUGGUGAUACUAGUAGAGCAAUAAAAAUUGAGUAUCAUUUCGCGACAACGCGAGCCA
Brachypodium distachyon (stiff brome) is the source of this 3040-nucleotide messenger RNA. Its product is annotated as nitrate reductase [NAD(P)H]. Bases 108 to 2825 code for a protein of 905 amino acids. Gene Ontology annotation, molecular function: molybdenum ion binding; heme binding; molybdopterin cofactor binding. Lineage: Eukaryota; Viridiplantae; Streptophyta; Magnoliopsida; Poales; Poaceae. Gene Ontology annotation, biological process: nitrate assimilation; nitric oxide biosynthetic process. The transcript has 3 exons. The record is from RefSeq and is a predicted model, not a curated record.